CGUAUGUUCAAAUCUGCAGCACGGGUCUUUGUCCGGUGUUUUUACACGGAUAGAAAAAAAAGACAUAUUUGCUUCUUGCCGUCGGCGGUUUCUAAGAACUGUCCAAAACUAACUCAUUAUUACGUGUUCAGCUAAUACACUAGGACUAUAGCAUCCACUUGUAAAACUGUGUGUUUUGAACUGUGUGGAAUUGUUCAUCCAUCACUCAUGGGACCGGUCCUCCCUUCCGCCGUGACUCGCCUAGCCUCGCGGUUACGCCCCCCGGUCACAGAGAUAAAUGGUCAGUUUCGUAAGGGCGCAUGCUUACAGUUAACUCCACAUCCUCCGGUCCGUAAUUCCGCUUCAUGAACAGCCUGGGUCUCGAGGAGUAGGAAGACACACCGGGCAGCUCGCUCACCUCAGUCUCUAAUCCGUCCUCGACGGUCCGUCCCGUGUCACACAUGUUCUGCUGAGGACGCGCUCCCCAACCGACAAAAACCGACCAUGUCUACCGGGUCGCUUAGCGACGUUGACGACGAGCUCCUGGACGGGAUCCUGAAGUUCGGCUCCUCCGGUAAAGACUCCGGUACGUCGAACGAGAGCACCGGGGACAGUUCGAACUGCGAAGGCGGCUCGGCCAACGACAAAACUGCCCGGGGAAAGAAACGGAAAACAGGGUCCGGUAGGAAAACCGCGCUGAACGGCGUGGCGCACGAUGGGGGCGGCAAGCAGCCGCAGAGGAACGCGGCCAACGCACGGGAGAGGGCAAGGAUGCGCGUGCUAUCCAAAGCGUUUUCCCGUUUGAAGACGACUUUACCGUGGGUCCCGCCGGACACCAAGCUCUCCAAACUGGACACACUUCGCCUCGCCUCGAGCUACAUAGCCCAUCUACGGCAGAUCCUCGCCAACGACAAAUACGAGAACGGAUUUAUCCACCCGGUGAACCUGACGUGGCCCUUCAUGGUCGCCGGGAAACCGGAGAAUGAUUUGAAAGAGAUGCUCAACACCACCCGGUUGUGUGGAACAACCGCCUCAUGAUGUAACGGAUGGACAUGACAUGAACAUUAACCGUCAAAGGAUGGACAUGAUACAUUUUUUUUGAAUUUUUCAGAUGGACAGAAAUGCACGUCAUCUCUCCUAAACCAAAUAAUGAGUGGGAAUACCGGGAGAGCGCACGCUCUCUCACGCGUUCCGAUACAGAGAAGCUGAUUUUAUAUUUAAAUUGUUCACAUGUUGCCUUUGCUGGUUCGAGGACAUAUUGUGUUUUGUAUACGUUUUUAUAAUCUUAAAAAUGCUUAAAAAAAAAAAACUUUGUCACACGAGUAUUUGUUUUACAGGUGAUGUUGUCAGUCGCCGCGUUGGAAGUGCACAUGAAAAAUGUCUCAAUAUCCUAUCUGAAUAGUCAGAUUUUAUACGAAUAAAAUGUAUUCAUCGCA
Oncorhynchus mykiss (rainbow trout) is the source of this 1415-nucleotide messenger RNA. It is a transcript of the gene tcf21, whose product is annotated as transcription factor 21. NCBI's taxonomy places the organism in Eukaryota, Metazoa, Chordata, Actinopteri, Salmoniformes, Salmonidae. Gene Ontology annotation, molecular function: RNA polymerase II transcription regulatory region sequence-specific DNA binding; protein dimerization activity; DNA-binding transcription factor activity, RNA polymerase II-specific. Gene Ontology annotation, biological process: developmental process; regulation of transcription by RNA polymerase II. The record is from RefSeq and is a predicted model, not a curated record.